AUGGGAAGUUUCUCAGUACUCCCACCGGAAGCAAGAAGGCUAGAAGGAAAAGUAGCACUAAUUACAGGUGGGGCUAGUGGCCUUGGUGCAGCCACUGCAAGACUAUUCUCCAAACAUGGAGCUAAAGUUGUAAUCGCAGACAUGCAAGAUGAAUUAGGUCACUCUGUAUGCAAUGAACUAAAUCCUCAAUCCACAACUUUUGUCCAUUGUGAUGUCACCAAAGAAACUGAUGUGGAAAAUGCUGUAAACCAUGCUGUUUCCACGUACGGCAAGCUAGACAUUAUGUAUAACAAUGCUGGUAUUGGUGGAGAAUCCAAAUUCAACAUCCUUGACAACACUCAGGCUGAUUUUGAGAAUGUACUUAGAAUCAACGUAGUAGGCGCUUUUCUUGGUACCAAACAUGCAGCCCGUGUGAUGAUUCCAGCUCGCAAAGGAUGUAUAAUCAAUACUGCUAGCGUAUGCUCAAUCAUAGGAGCGGUUGCACCGCAUGCCUACACAAGCUCAAAACAUGCUGUGGAUGGAUUAAUGAAAAAUACAGCAGUUGAGCUUGGACAUUUUGGCAUUCGUGUAAACAAUGUGUCACCCUACGUGGUUCUUACACCUUUGACAGUGGAUUUGUUUAAUCUAGAUGAGGGUGGAGUUGCCCGUCUUUAUGGCAACCUCAAGGAUAAAGAUCUCAAGCCAGAGGAUGUGGCUGACGCUGCACUCUUUCUUGCAAGUGAUGACUCAAAAUAUGUGAGUGGACAUAAUCUUGUCAUAGACGGAGGCUUCCACGUUUUGAAUUCGGGCUUCUCUAUGUAUCCACAGUAAAGAAUAAAAUGGGAAGUCUAAAUGCAUUGAAA
Messenger RNA from Quercus robur (English oak), 842 nucleotides. RefSeq names its product borneol dehydrogenase, mitochondrial-like. The coding region runs from base 1 to 810 and encodes 269 amino acids. NCBI's taxonomy places the organism in Eukaryota, Viridiplantae, Streptophyta, Magnoliopsida, Fagales, Fagaceae. Gene Ontology annotation, molecular function: oxidoreductase activity, acting on the CH-OH group of donors, NAD or NADP as acceptor. The transcript has 2 exons. The record is from RefSeq and is a predicted model, not a curated record.